Hemicordylus capensis (graceful crag lizard) is the source of this 6070-nucleotide messenger RNA. It is a transcript of the gene BICC1, whose product is annotated as BicC family RNA binding protein 1. The record is from RefSeq and is a predicted model, not a curated record. The transcript is spliced from 21 exons. Gene Ontology annotation, molecular function: protein binding; RNA binding. Gene Ontology annotation, cellular component: cytoplasm. The coding region runs from base 179 to 3493 and encodes 1104 amino acids. NCBI's taxonomy places the organism in Eukaryota, Metazoa, Chordata, Lepidosauria, Squamata, Cordylidae.
UAAACUGGGCGGAGUCUUUCGAGUUCCUGACAAGACACGUCAUGCAGUGACAGCGGGGAGAGGAGAUUGUCCUGUAUUUUUGCGAACAGACCCUCGCCGCCUAAUCGUCUGCCUUGGCCCGCCCCCUUCUCCGAGGAUAUCCCUCCCCUCUUCGGCGGCGCGCGCCUCUCGCUUUCCAAUGGAGGAGGCGGGGAUGCUGUACGGAUUGCGGGCGGGAUGGGGGCGCAGCAGAGCUGCAGCCGGCCCGGGACAAGCGCUCUGCGAGAGAAGCGGCAGCGGCUGCAGCAACAGCCGCGCGCUCGGCGGGGAGCCCGAACUGGAGGCAGAGGCAGGCGCCGGAGGAGCCCCCGCCGAGGCUCUGGCGGGCUGGGAUGAAGCCGGGGGCGGGCGGCUGUGGGGCCAGAUAGCCUCUCGAGGAGGAGGAGGAGGAGAAGGAAGAGGUGACGGCGGCUGCUGUUAUUGCUGCUGCGGGGAGGAGGCGGCUGAGGGCAACGGGGCGGUGGUCGCCGCCGCCGCCGCGGGGGAGUGGGGCUCUGGACAGCUCGGCGGCGGAGCAACUGCUGGCGGAGGGAUGGCGGCCCCCCAGGGCUACCCGCUCUCGGACCCCGGCUCCAACAGCGAGCGCAGCGCUGACUCGCCCUUGCCCGACGACGACUGCUCCUCCUCGGCCGGCCCCGCCCGCGCCCACUCCGCCAGCCCCGAGUGGGGCGAAGAGAGGUUCCGCGUGGACAGGAAGAAACUGGAGGCCAUGCUGCAAGCUGCUGCUGAAGGAAAAGGAAAAAGUGGGGAAGACUUUUUUCAGAAGAUUAUGGAAGAAACAAACACCCAGAUUGCUUGGCCAUCUAAGCUGAAGAUUGGUGCAAAAUCAAAGAAAGAUCCCCAUAUUAAAGUCUCUGGGGAAAAGGAAAACGUUAAAGAAGCUAAAGAGAAGAUCAUGUCUGUCUUGGAUACAAAAAGUAAUCGAGUCACCCUGAAGAUGGAUGUAUCUCAUACAGAGCAUUCUCAUGUGAUUGGCAAAGGAGGAAAUAAUAUUAAAAAGGUGAUGGAGGAAACAGGCUGCCACAUCCAUUUUCCAGAUUCGAAUAGAAAUAACCAAGCAGAAAAAAGCAAUCAAGUGUCUAUUGCAGGACAGCCAGCUGGUGUUGAAUCUGCCAGAGUCAGAAUACGGGAGCUGCUCCCUUUGGUACUGAUGUUUGAAUUACCUAUAGCUGGAAUCCUUCAACCAAUCCCUGAUCCCAAUUCUCCCACAAUUCAGCAUAUAUCACAGACAUAUAACAUUUCAGUGUCCUUUAAACAACGUUCUCGGACAUAUGGUGCUACAGUCAUCAUCAGAGGAUCUCAGAAUAAUGCUAGUGCUGUGAAGGAAGGAACUGCUAUGCUUUUGGAGCACCUAGCUGGUAGCUUGGCUUCUGCGAUCCCUGUAAGCACACAGCUGGAUAUAGCAGCUCAACAUCAUCUCUUUAUGAUGGGUCGAAAUGGCAGCAACAUCAAACAUAUCAUGCAGAGAACCGGUGCUCAGAUACAUUUCCCUGAUCCCAGUAAUCCACAGAAGAAAUCCACAGUCUACCUCCAGGGCACUAUUGAGUCGGUCUGUCUUGCCAGACAGUAUCUCAUGGGUUGCCUUCCUCUUGUGCUGAUGUUUGAUAUGAAGGAAGAAAUUGAUGUAGAACCACACUUUAUAACUCAGCUAAUGGAACAGCUGGACGUCUUCAUUAGUAUUAAACCAAAGCCAAAGCAACCAAGCAAGUCUGUAAUUGUAAAAAGUGUUGAGCGAAAUGCCUUGAACAUGUAUGAGGCACGAAAAUGUCUCCUGGGCCUUGAAAGUAGUGGAGUCGCCCUAGCAGCAAGCCCAUCCACAGUCUCCUGUCCUGUUGGCCUCUCAUGUCCUGGAUUGGAUAUCCUGUCCUCAGCUGGCCUAGGACUUACUGGACUUGGUCUUCUGGGUCCAACUGCCUUAUCUGUCAACACAUCCACUACUCCAAAUUCUCUCUUGAAUGCCCUUAAUAGUUCUGUUAGUCCUUUGCAGAGUCCAAGUUCAGGCACACCUAGCCCAACAUUAUGGGCAUCUUCAAUUGCCAAUGCAAGUGCCACAGGCUUCUCUGCUAUUCCCCACUUGAUGAUGCCAUCUGCUGCCCAAGCUGCUUUAACCAGUAUUCUUCUGUCAGGAGUGCCAAACUACAGUCAGAAUACACCAUCUCCCCCUCCUGGCUUAACCCCAGUUGACAUUCAUGUCAAUGGCAUGCAAGAAAACAAGAAAAGCCCGCCUUCUUUAAAUGGUCAUGUGAAGGCCUCAGCUAUGAAGUAUACUGCACUAUCUGCCGCGUCACUUGGUGAAAAUGUGUUGAGUCCAAACCACAAUGAUUCAUCCAGGCAGACGAGUAGCCAUGGUGCUUCUGAACAAGUUGCCACCAAAGCAAAUACUAGUGAAGGUUGCAAUGAUGCUUUUGUGGAAGUGGGCAUGCCAAGAAGUCCUUCACAUUCAGCAAAUGCAAGUGAUCUGAAGCAAAUGAUGAGUUCCUCCAAACAAUCCUGUGCAAAAAGACAAACAGUAGAACUGUUGCAAGGCACCAAAAACUCAUAUUUACACACCGCAGAGAGAUUGCUGUCAGAUUCUGAGCUGAGUGCUUCGGAGAGCCCAGUAACAGAUAAGAAAGCACCUGGAAGCGAGCGAGCCGCUGAAAGAGCUGCAGCUGCCCAGCAGAAUUCUGAAAGAGCACGCCUUGCCCCACCGUCUUCAUAUAUCAAUAUGCAGGCAUUUGACUAUGAACAGAAGAAGCUAUUAGCAACCAAAGCUAUGUUAAAAAAGCCAGUUGUUACUGAAGUGAGAACACCAACAAACACCUGGAGUGGACUUGGUUUCUCCAAAUCAAUGCCAGCUGAAACAAUCAAGGAAUUAAGACGAGCUAAUCAUGUAUCAUAUAAACCAUCUAUGUCAACGACUUACGAGGGUUCACUGUCUCUCUCGCGGUCCAACAGCCGGGAACACCUGGGAAGUGGGAGUGAUUCUGAUAACUGGAGAGAUCAUAAUGGCAUUGGCCCUACAGCUCCCAGUGACUUCGUCUCGUCCAUUGGCAGCCCUAAACGGAAGCAAAACAAAUCAGCUGAACAUUAUCUCAGCAGCAGCAAUUACAUGGACUGCAUCUCCUCACUGACAGGAAGCAACGGCUGUAACUUGAACAGUCUAUUUAAGGGAUCUGACCUGCCUGAGCUGUUCAGCAAACUGGGUUUGGGCAAAUACACAGACAUAUUCCAGCAACAAGAGAUUGAUCUUCAGACAUUCCUUACCCUCACAGAUCAGGAUCUGAAAGAACUUGGGAUUACUACUUUUGGUGCACGAAGGAAAAUGCUGCUUGCAAUCUCAGAACUGAAUAAAAACCGAAGAAAACUGUUUGACCCUGCCAAUGUCCGUGCCUCAUUUCUGGAAGGUGGCGCUAGUGGAAGGCUGCCGCGUCAGUAUCAUUCAGACAUUGCUAGUGUGAGUGGCCGCUGGUAGCAGUAAAUGGAGAUUCUCACAGUCGACUGCACAAACGGACAUGGCAAUCCUGUGGACAGCCAUCGCUGCACACCACCCUCUGCACUUUGGGAGUUUAGGUACCAAGGACCAAAGCCUUCUUUUCUGCACAAAUAGUUGUGCCCAAAAAGAGAGAGAGAGAGCACUUGUCUGUCUUUCUGAACACCAAAUGUGGAUUAUGUUUUACUCAUGUAGGUUGGACAGAAUUUGCAAUAAUAAUAAUAUAGGGUUCUUUGUUUAGUAUUUUAUUACUUAUAACUAUAUUGUAUGCACUGAUUUUUUUUACUUCUUUAAAUGAACAGUGAAGGGCUGGGAUGCCAGAGGGGCAUAGCAUGUGUUUUUUAUGAAGAAGGUAUUUCUGGUACUGCUUAGGUCUUUCUGCACUUUACGUGUUCUGAUUUCUUGUCCUGUGGAAAUUUUUAUCAUUUUUCCUCUAAUUUCCAAGGGAAAAAAAAUUCUGUUGACACAAAUCAAUGUUUGUCAGGUGUGUUACCACAAUAGAUGAAAAAUCUUGCCAUAAAUGGUACUAGAAAAUCAAUUUUUGAUUAUUUCUUUCCCACACACACACACACACACACAUACACACACCUUAAACAACUGUAGAAAAGUCUUCCACAAUCAGGUCUCUUAGUGUUGGACCAACCUUGUUUUCGCUUUGGAGAGGCAGUGUAAGAAAUCCUUGCAAUUAAGUUUGCACACUGUAAAAGAUGCAAUGAAAGACCAAAAUGGACCUUAUUGCCAUCAGUUAACCCUAUUUAGCUGCUGCCUGGAAUGCUAAAACUGAUUUUAAUGGUUGUCUCAAAGCAAAGGACUAUUUUAGUAUAUACUGCCACUAAAGGACACUUUAUUUAUAGUAAAUGCCUUAUUUUUAGAAUCUGUACACUUACAGUGCAUAAGAGAUGAGACGGAUCUAUUAAAAAGUUGAAAACAGAGAAUGGAAAGCAAUCCAUGAUAAUAGAACUCUGGGCCAUCACUUUCUUUAAACAGCGCAUUAAUUUCUUUUGACAAGACAGCACUGUUGCAUUUAUUUUGAGAAGGAUAUUGCUUACAUGACUCUUCAUUCAGUUGCAGAUCAACAUGAGUCAAAUAGCUGCAAUGACAUCUGGGAUUUUUUGGUUGCUUUAAGUUUGUGAUUGUCAGCUACAGAAGUUUUGAGAUGAACUAUUUCCAAAACCUGUAUUGACUAUGAUCAGAAAGGGUCCAUGUUGCACAUGGCUAGAGCUAACAGUUGUUGUGUUAUACUGUGAAAGGUUAAGAAAUCUGGUUAUACUAUUUCUGUCUUUUUGCAAAUGACUAAGUAUAAAUCUAUGAAGUGAAGGAUAGCAUGAAGUGCCUCUCUGCGAUGCAAUAUGUUGUUUCCAAACAUGAAUUUAUUGAAAUGGAAAAAACCAUUCCCAUAGCAGAUAUUGUGAAUUACUUGUACUGUAAUGACUUAUUUAUGUACAAUGUACAAACCCUUUAAGGUGGAUGUAAACCACUCUUAACGAAGGCAUUAGACUUAACCAAUUACCAUAGUUGUUUUUUAUAUAUGCAAAACCUGGGGUGAGAAAUAGUUUUGACACUUUCUGUGGAUAAUUCUUUUCUAUGGUGAGGAAAACUUUACACACAAAGGGAAUUUUAAAGGGUGUGAGAGCAUAGAUGAUGCAAUAAUAACGUUACAUAUCAGCAUUUGUUAACUGUCUCAAAUGCCGCUGAUCUUUCCCCAGUGUUUGGAAAGAUGUGGACCAGAUUCGUGCAUGUAGGACUGCAGCUGGCUUUUUUCUUUGCAUUAAGCUAUGUGUUCAACUGGGAACGCAAGUACUUCAGACUUGAAACAUAACAGGUACUUCUGCACAUAUGACAAUAUAGAGGUCCUGAUACUAAAAACACUAAUUUUUUUAACCACGAAUACUCCCUUUGGUAUGAGUCUCUUCAUAUGUGUGAAACUAGCACUUGUGUUAGCAGAUCAGGACCUCAGUCUGCCCAUGUAAAUUUUUACAAAAAGACAAAGAUAACUUAGUGUAAUGUUUUGCCAGAGUUAUUUUGAGUACCUGCAAUCUCUCUUGGCUUCGGUUGCCCCCCUCCCCCAAAGUAUGCAUUCUUCUCUCACAGAACUGUGCAUAUUGAAUUUCCUUCAGUUUUUACUUAAAUGCCAAGUGUUAUGACAGUAUUAUACCUGGAAGCUACUAUGGUCUAUGAAAUGAAGAAUUUCCCAGAUAUAAGAAUAAAGAUGAGGCUGCACAUUCUCACACACAAACUCCACACUGGAAAAACAACUUUCUCACUCCUUUUGAUUCCACAAAAGGGAAAUAUGGCAAUGCAAUAUUCAGUAUUGUCGUUAUUGUAUUAUGCACAAAAUUAUUGAAACAUUUGUUUUAAAUUUUGUGCCUUUGUAGCGACCAGUUAUCUGUAAAUAUAGAGCAGAUACAGAUUGUAUUUUUGGGAGGGAGGGGGUCCUUUUUAGUGAUUUUUUUAAAAAGAUGAAUAAAUAAAUGAAAGAUGGAAUUAAACAUUUAAAAAUGGGAAUUUUCCAAACUAAUCGAAUGUUACAUAAAAGAAUAAAUUUAUAUAACCCCCUUA